Messenger RNA from Poecilia reticulata (guppy), 2658 nucleotides. The record is from RefSeq and is a predicted model, not a curated record. Lineage: Eukaryota; Metazoa; Chordata; Actinopteri; Cyprinodontiformes; Poeciliidae.
CGUAUCAGAGGAAAUGGAAUUGGUCCUCAGAUGACAUCACUUCCUCGGAAACAUGUGCCUUAGUGAUGCUGCGUGGUUGCCAUGGUAACAGCGACCCCUCCCUUCUUCCUUGGAGCGGCAGCAGGGUGGAGCAGCAGACGGACCGCAGCAGCAGCCGCAGCAGCAGAAGGAGGAGCGAAGAUGGAUGGAGACUCCGCCCCCGUCAAUGAUGGCCCCGCCCAUGAGCAGCGAAGCAUGAUGGGAGACCUGGAAUCUGUCGGGUUUCUGGAGAAACUCCCAAAUGGAAGCGCAGAGCUGCAGGAGGAGGGAGGAGGAGAGAGGAUGGAGAGAAAACAGGAAGUGCCUCCUUCUGGAGACCCACAAGGAGCUGGUCAGGAGGAAAAUGCAAAAACAUGCAACCAAGUAGAGAAGAAAGAAGAGGGAGACAUUAUCCAGGAUGAGGAUAAGGAGGAUGAGGAGACCAAGAAGCAGCUUCCUUCCUCCUCCAGCAUUUCUCCUCCACAGCAGGAUGAGGAAGUCACAGGAAAGGAGGAGGACAAUGUAGAAGAACAAAAUAAGAUGACAGGAGAGGAGAGUCCAUGUUCCUCCCCCACAUCCCCUCCAGGAGAAGCAGGACUUGAUGAUGAUGAUGAUAAAGAUGAGGAGCAACUGGAAGGUGAGGUGGCACUGUCAGCAGUGAAGGUGAAGGAGGAGUCCAAAGAGCUCUCAAAUCUUAAAACUAGAGCCUCUUUCGAACCAGAACCACCUGCAGAGGAGAGCCAACCAGAACCACCUGCAGAGGAGAACCAUCCAGAACCACCUGCAGAGGAGAGCCAUCCAGAACCUCCNNNAGAGGAGAGCCAGCCAGAACCUCCUGCAGAGGAGAGCCAGCCAGAACCUCCUGCAGAGGAGAGCCAACCAGAACCUCCUGCAGUGGACAGAAAUACAGACCUCCCUGAAGAAAAGAACCAACCAGAACUUCCUGCACCUCCUUCCACAGCUGACGAGGAGCUCCCUGCCAACAAAACAAACGCUCUUCCUGGAGAUCUUCCCUCUAAAACCACAGCGCCUCCUGCAGGUGCUCUUCCAAAACACAACGCAAAGGCCUCCUCUUCUCCUCUCAGAAGAUCAGGCAUUCCUCCUUCCCUCAACAAAGGUAAAGCAGCUGUGAAAGCAACAGCUGAUGAAGCUGUGAAGGUCUCCAGGACAGCAGGGGGCAGCAGAGCCGCAAAGAUGAUCUCAGCUAAGAGUACAGAGUCCAUGGACGGAGUCAACAGUCCAGGAAGUCGCUCACCUGCCAGCAGAUCAUCCACCCCCAACCGAGAUGUGAAAAAGGUGGCUGUUGUCCGGACCCCUCCCAGGUCUCCUGGAUCUGCCCGUGGCCGAACACCUCCCACCUCCCAUCCUCUGCCUGACCUUAGCAGUGUGAAGUCCAAAGUGGGAUCCACAGAGAACCUGAAGCACUCACCGGGAGGAGGAAAGGUUCAUAUUGUCCAUAAGAAGCUGGAUUUAAGUAACGUGACAUCAAAGUGCGGCUCUAAGGAUAACCUCCGCCACAAACCAGGUGGAGGGAGGGUGGAGAUCAAGACUGAGAAGGUGGAUUUCAAAACUGUUCAGUCCAAAGUUGGUUCUCUGGAAAAUGUCACCCACAUUCCAGGAGGAGGGAAGAAGAAGAUUGAGAGUCACAAGCUGAUGUUCAGAGAGAAUGCUAAAGCUCGGAUUGACCAUGGUGCUGAAAUCGUCGUUCAGGAGGACUCCUCCCCCCGUCGCCUUAGCAACACGUCCUCCCAUGGAAGCAUCAAUGCUGAUGAAGCUCCUCCCCUCGAUACCCUGGCCGACCAGGUGUCUGCAUCCCUCGCCAAACAAGGCCUGUGAUUGGACCAGCUCUGUGCCUGCAACUCCCCCACCUUCUUUGUUACCAAGGAAACCAACAGACUGCAGAAACAAAAUAUUUCUAACUUCAUCUUAUAAAGACAUGCUGUGAUUGGGGAGACUUUAUGAAUCAGAGUGAACAGCAGCCAGUCAGAGUUCAGCCAGCCAGGUGACUCAGGUAGUCUCUGUUCCCUCCAUCUUCACCUGGUUUUAGCUGUUCCUGCCACUGCCUCAGGUGUCACCUAUGGUGUUCGUUUGAAGCAUGCUUCAUGACUCACACCCCAGGUGACCAACAGAGGUAAUAUGGAGACCAGAGGUAAUAUGGAGAUGAUGAAGAAGACCUUCAGCAGAGUCAUGCAGAGAAGAUCAGAGAGGAAUUAUCCCAGAAUUUAGGAUGAAUUCAUGGAGACUGGGACAUAUUUGGUUUUUAAAUCAGAUUGACCUCAGACACGUUCAGAGCCGACCCUUUUAUAACGAAAGAUCAUGAAGGUAACAUCCAUGAAUAGAAGGAAAACCAGAGAUUAGGACCUAAAAAGAACCACUGCUGGUGUCCAGAGCAAAUUAGCUGCUCCUCCCAAUCAGGUGACUCUGAUAAAAUCUCUCCAAUCACAGACGACCUCCCACUGAUGUCAUCUCCCUUAGCCAAUUACCAUCCUCUCAGUUUUGAAUGUGACUGUGCAGUUGGCCCCUCCCCCACAUAAGAAUUACCCAGAAUGCCGUUUGAUACCAGGUGCCAAACCGCUGCUCUGUCUGUGCCUGUCAGCUGUCCAAGUGCUUUGGAACAAUAAAGUUUCUCUUAGCUCAAAA